Chanos chanos (milkfish) is the source of this 2341-nucleotide messenger RNA. RefSeq names its product kelch-like family member 4 (gene klhl4). NCBI's taxonomy places the organism in Eukaryota, Metazoa, Chordata, Actinopteri, Gonorynchiformes, Chanidae. Gene Ontology annotation, molecular function: protein binding. The record is from RefSeq and is a predicted model, not a curated record. The coding region runs from base 1 to 2163 and encodes 720 amino acids. The transcript has 11 exons.
AUGUCUGUGUCGGGAAAGAAGGAGUUUGACGUGAAGCAGAUCCUCAGGCUUCGCUGGCGCUGGUUCAGUCAUUCCACGCAGAGUUCGGCUGGAAACGGGGGCUUCAUCCAGCAAGAGGGCUUUGAUCACCGAGGAACGCCGGUCCAGAGCCGACUGAAGAGUCACUCCCGGGACAGAGGAGGGGGACUCCGAAAGAGCAGCAGCCCGGUUCACAGCAUUCUGGCGCCCACGGCGGAACCUACGCCUGUCUAUGUCAGGCCGGGCAAUCAAUCAUGGCAUCAGCAAAACAUCAUCCACCACCUCCACUCCAACGAGGUGUCUCCUAAAAGCGGAUCGCCCGCCAGUGCCAGGAAAGAGGAAGCGGUGAGCAGUGAGGAGGCUGUGAAGAGCCACCCGGAGGAGUCCUCCGAGGAGGAAUCCAGAGACAGGUUGACACUGACCACUUACACCAGGAUGAGUUCUAAUACCUCAGAUGAGUUUUUCCAGGCAACAAAUCAUGCGGAACAGACCUUCCGUAAGAUGGAGACCUACCUUCAGCACAAACAGCUGUGUGAUGUGCUUUUGAUAGCUGGCGAUCAUAAGAUACCUGCGCACAGACUCGUCCUAAGUGCCGUCUCGGACUACUUUGCUGCCAUGUUCACCAAUGAUGUGAGGGAGGCGAAACAAGAGGAGAUCAAAAUGGAAGGAGUUGACCCAGAGGCACUGAGGUCAUUAGUCCAGUUUGCAUACACUGGUGUCCUUGAGCUGAAGGAGGAGACGAUUGAGAGCCUGCUGGCUGCUGCUUGCCUUCUCCAGCUCUCUCAAGUCAUAGAGGUGUGCUGUAACUUUCUGAUGAAACAGCUUCAUCCGUCCAACUGUCUGGGCAUUCGCUCGUUCGCAGAUGCGCAAGGCUGCAUGGACCUGCUGAAUGUGGCCCAUAACUACACAAUGGAACACUUUUUAGAAGUCAUUCAGAACCAGGAGUUUCUCUUGCUGCCCACCACGGAAAUUGUGAAACUGCUGGCCAGCGAUGACAUCAACGUGCCUGAUGAGGAGACUAUAUUUCAGGCCCUAAUGAUGUGGGUGCGUUAUGACGUACAGCACAGGCAGCAGGACCUGGGAGUGCUGUUGGCCUACAUCCGACUCCCUCUCCUGCCACCUCAGCUUCUUGCUGAUCUGGAAAACAACAAAAUGUUUUCGGAAGACCUGGAAUGCCAAAAGCUCCUAAUGGAGGCCAUGAAAUACCAUUUGCUGCCGGAGCGUCGGCCCAUGUUGCAGAGCCCGAGAACCAAACCUAGGAAGUCCACCGUCGGAGCGCUCUAUGCUGUGGGAGGAAUGGACGCUUCCAAAGGCUCUACGACAAUAGAGAAAUAUGACCUGCGCACAAACACCUGGAUCCAGGUCGGCGUCAUGAACGGCCGGCGGCUUCAGUUCGGCGUGGCCGUGAUUGACAACAAGCUGUACGUGGUUGGAGGGCGGGACGGUCUGAAGACGUCGAACAUGGUGGAAUGCUACAACCCAAUCAGCAAAGUGUGGAUCACCAUGCCUCCCAUGUCCACCCACAGACACGGUUUGGGGAUCGCAGUGCUGGAAGGCCCCAUGUAUGCUGUAGGGGGCCAUGACGGAUGGAGCUAUUUGAAUACAGUGGAAAGGUGGGACCCCCAGGCCAGGCAGUGGAAUUAUGUGGCUAGCAUGUCCACCCCCCGCAGCACAGUGGGAGUCACCGCACUCAACGGGAAGUUGUUUGCCGUGGGUGGCCGAGAUGGAAGCUCUUGCCUCCGAUCGAUGGAAUGUUUUGAUCCCCACACCAACAAGUGGAGCAUGUGUGCACCAAUGGCAAAGAGGAGAGGAGGAGUAGGCGUGGCCACAUACAACGGUUUCCUGUAUGCAGUGGGAGGCCAUGACGCUCCAGCUUCUAAUCACUGUUCACGUCUUUCAGACUGUGUGGAGAGAUACGACCCCAAAACAGACACAUGGACCACGGUCUCUUCCCUGAGUGUCCCUCGUGAUGCGGUGGGGGUUUGCCUUCUCGGAGACAGGCUCUAUGCUGUCGGUGGAUAUGACGGCCAGUCCUACUUAAACACUGUGGAAUCCUAUGACGCUCAGAACAAUGAAUGGACUGAGGAGGUUCCUCUGAAUAUUGGGAGAGCUGGUGCCUGUGUGGUGGUUGUGAAAUUGCCUUGAGGACUCCACGCUGCAUGAUGGGGAAAGGAGACGACUGCACUGGACGAUAAAGACAUCUGAAAAUAAGUCUGGGGAAUCCUUGGCCCAGUCAAGGACUUUGACAUUCGAAACACAGAUCCCUGUUGAAAAACAAACAAUAAACAAAGCAUAACAAAACAAAAAAAACAAAAAAACAAAA